CCUUUAGGCGGAUAAACGUAAAAAGUAAAAAAUUUUAUUAAUAUUAUCGGUUCCGGAACUUUAUGUUACUCGCGAAUCAUUUAAUUGGUAGACAAAACUUGUUUUAUUCAUCACAUUUACCGCAUAUUACAUGUAGUACAUCUUUGGUGUACUACUUAUAUUAUACAUACGUCAAAUACUUAAUGCAAUAGGUAUUAUAAUCCACUCGAAAGCAAGUGUUUCGCAAGACGAUUGUACGCGAGUCAAAAGUCACGCGACUAAUUAACAAUUACAUUUUAGAAUAUUUACAAUUUUGUCUUAAUCGCCUUAAUCAUCAUAAAAAGCGUAUAUUUACCUAUAUUUCUAUUUGGGUAUUUUUUGUAUGUAUGUUUAAGAUCAGUGUUGUGCAUAAUGUUAUGACUUGAUCGCUGUGCAUUUUGUGAUAUUCAAUGUACAUACAUACAACACUACUUGGCAUAUAUAAUUUCGUUGUGCGGAAAUUAUAUACCACAGAGACGUCUAAUUGGAAUAAGGCUCUUGAAUUGCACGUGUUUAUAUUUUGCAUGUGAAACAUAACCUCUACUAUUUCACGAGCGGCUUUUUCUACCUUAACAAAUAAUUAUUCGUCGUCGCUUCUGAUAUCGUUUUGAUAGGAUGACAUUCCUAUAAACUAAUUAAAUAAAAUUGUAGUAUUCCAAUUGUAAUUACGUGCUACGUUGUUAUAUUUUUAUAAAUCAGCAUUCUACAAAUGACUUAGCAUCUAUUAUUUGUUUUACUUGUGAAAAGAAUUGUUCCUCAUUUAAAUAUAAUAAUAAAUAUCAUUUGUAGUUAAAUAUAUAUAUUAAAAUAUUGUAAAUUUUUAUUUGAUAAUCGCGUAAUAUUGGACCGAUUAUUGUGUCAAAACCGUUUAUAUCGAAGCUGCUGGAGCUACUUAAUGAAGUACUGAAAUGACAGUAAUACUAGGAGGUGGCAUAUCGGGUCUGUCAGCAGCGUAUUAUGCUCUUAACGAUGCGAGACUUUCAUCUGUAAUUUUACUGGAGGCCUCUAAUCGCCUGGGUGGAUGGAUACGCAGCAGAAGGUCGCCCAGCGGAGCGGUCUUCGAGCAGGGACCGAGGACCGUGAGGACAGCCGGCUCGGCUGGAGAAAACACUCUUAAUCUGGUGGAGGAUCUGCAAUUGAGUGACAAAUUAAUUCAUAUCGGACUGCACCACCCCGCGGCGGGGAAACGAUUGAUUUACAUGGGCGAGGUGCUGCAUUUUCUACCGAAUUCCAUAGGAAGUUUCUUCAAGACGUGGUCCCUGCUGGAUCGUCCCUUGAUAAACCGCAUAUGGACGGACCUGAGGGCUCCCAAGGUGUCCAAGGAGGACGAGAGUGUUCACAGUUUCGUCCAGAGGAGACUUGGCCGGGACAUCGCGGAUAACUUGAUCGGCCCCAUGAUCUGCGGGAUCUGCGCGGGAGACGCGCGCGAGAUAAGCGUCAAUUUUCUGCUCAAGUCUCUGUUCGAGGCGGAGCAGGAACACGGCUCCAUAGUGAAGGGCUUGCUGGCGAAGCGAUUGAAAGGGCUCUUUUCGAAAUCGGACGACAAGAAGGCAGACGCAGCGAAGAAGGAUGACGUGGACAACGGGGUUGCGGCGAGACCUCUGACUUUGGCGGAGAAAGCGCGAAAAGAACGCUUGAUGCUGUGGGGCUUGCGGGGCGGACUGGAGCAACUGCCUCAGGCACUGGCCGACAACGUGAAGAGACGAGGAGCGAAGAUACAGACCGGGAAGAGGUGCGAGAAACUUACGUUUCAGUCAGAUCGCGUGGAACUGUCGGUCAACGGCGAGCCUCAGGAAUGUUCACGCGUCAUCUCGAGCUUGUGCGCGAAGGACCUGGCCGAGCUGCUGCGGGAGCAACAUCCCGGACUGUCGGCGGAACUGAGGGCGAUACCUACCGUGACGGUGGGAGUGGUCAAUCUGGAAUUCCAGGGAAAUGUCUUGCCCCUGCAGGCAUUCGGCUUCCUCGUACCCCCGAAGGAGAAUCUACCUCUGCUGGGCGUGCUCUUCGACUCCUGCAUAUUCCCCGAGUCUUCCACGGUGUUGACGGUAAUGAUGGGAGGUGCGUGGUUCGAGAAAUACUUCGGCGCGAAUCCGUCGGAGGAACGACUGUUAACGACGGCGAUUAAUCACACCAAGAGUAUCUUACAAAUCGACGAGGAACCAGUCGCACACAACGUUGCCGUUCUGAAGGACUGUAUCCCGCAGCACGUCGUGGGUCAUAACGCACGUGUAAAACGCAUCCACGAUUACAUUUCCGCGCACCGUAUUCCCCUGGCACUGUGCGGCUCUUCUUACCAAGGUGUGGGACUCAAUGACGUUAUUCUGUCAGCAAAACAGGCCGUUCGUGAUGUAAAAUAA
Messenger RNA from Wasmannia auropunctata (little fire ant), 2375 nucleotides. RefSeq names its product protoporphyrinogen oxidase (gene Ppox). NCBI's taxonomy places the organism in Eukaryota, Metazoa, Arthropoda, Insecta, Hymenoptera, Formicidae. Gene Ontology annotation, molecular function: protoporphyrinogen oxidase activity, oxygen as acceptor. Bases 927 to 2375 code for a protein of 482 amino acids. The record is from RefSeq and is a predicted model, not a curated record. Gene Ontology annotation, cellular component: mitochondrial inner membrane. The transcript is spliced from 3 exons. Gene Ontology annotation, biological process: heme biosynthetic process.